Molecule: messenger RNA, 547 nt
Organism: Bipolaris sorokiniana ND90Pr
Lineage: Eukaryota; Fungi; Ascomycota; Dothideomycetes; Pleosporales; Pleosporaceae
Exons: 1
Coding region: 136-471 (111 amino acids)
Source: RefSeq, a predicted model, not a curated record
GGGCGAGGUGUCUUCUUUCUCUUCACGAUUAGCCUUACUCUCAAUGUGACGCCCCUCUCCUCUGCACCUAGUGCUAGGCUCCGCCGACUAAUCUAACAUUUGUUUUACUACUCCAAUACCCCACACAUUUACAACAUGUCGAUUGCAUCGGAGGGGACGGAAUUUCGCCCAACUAUCACACAGCCAAUUGUCAAUGUGGAAGCUGGAGAUGCAACAAAUGGCUUCAAAACAGCGCUGUCUGUCGAAGUGCCUUUGAUGGUAUUAGCAAUCAGUACUGUGCUUCUUAGAGUCUAUUCAAGAUUAGCUAUCAAGAAAAAACUUGCCGCAGAUGACAUUUUGAUACUGUUAGGCACGGUAUGUUCGAAUUGUGCCAAAGAAGCCAAAUCACAUUACCAUAUGGCUGUUGCUAACAUCAAACCAGGGAGCGGCUUUUGCACGCACCGUUAUAUCGUGCAUGAGUGCAGAGGAUAACUGGGGCUAUGAUAGAAAAGGGUCCGUCCAUACCAGCUAAUGGCAUGGCAAGUCAUGCUGAUUGUACUGAUAGCCC